GCCGCGCGCCGGCCGAUGGCGUCAGCGCGCAUGGCACCGCCCCUUCCCCCGCCAUCCUGCGCGAAGGCCGCUUCCGUCGCGGAGAGCAGCGCUCCGGUACCUGUGGCUCCGUGGGGGCGGGCCUAACCUCAUUCCUCUCCCCCGCCUUGCCCGCGAACUCCCCUCCGCCCAGCGUCGGAAACCGGUGGUCGUCCCGCCCUUUCCCCUCCCCCCCCCCUCCCCCCCUCCGGCCGCUGGCGGGCGUCGCAUGUUACCCGGGGGUGGCGGCGGGCCGCCGGUGAGGGCGGGGAAGCAUGGCCGCCCCCGGGUCCGAGAAGAGCAGCAAGAAGAAGACGGAGAAGAAGCUCGCCGCCCGCGAGGAGGCGAAGCUGCUGGCGAGCUUCAUGGGGGUGAUGAACACUAUGCGCAAGCAGAAAACUCUGUGUGAUGUCAUUCUUAUGGUUCAAGAAAGAAAGAUCCCAGCUCACCGUGUUGUGCUUGCUUCAGCCAGUCAUUUUUUUAACUUGAUGUUUACCACAAAUAUGCUUGAGUCAAAGUCCUUUGAAGUGGAGCUAAAAGAUGCAGAACCUGACAUUAUUGAACAGCUCGUGGAGUUUGCUUAUACAGCAAGAAUCUCGGUGAACAGCAAUAAUGUCCAGUCUUUACUAGAUGCAGCAAACCAAUAUCAAAUUGAACCUGUGAAAAAAAUGUGUGUGGAUUUUUUAAAGGAACAAGUUGAUGCUUCUAAUUGUCUUGGUAUAAGUGUGUUAGCAGAAUGCCUAGACUGUCCAGAACUGAAAGCCACUGCAGAUGACUUUAUCCAUCAGCAUUUCACUGAAGUUUACAAGACAGAUGAGUUUCUUCAGCUUGAUGUUAAGCGUGUCACACAUCUUUUGAACCAAGAUACAUUGACAGUGAGGGCAGAAGACCAGGUUUAUGAUGCAGCAGUCAGAUGGCUGAAGUAUGAUGAGCCAAAUCGCCAGCCAUACAUGGUUGAUAUUCUUGCUAAAGUCAGAUUUCCUCUUAUAUCAAAGAACUUCUUAAGUAAAACAGUUCAGGCUGAACCACUUAUUCAGGAUAACCCAGAAUGCCUUAAAAUGGUGAUCAGUGGGAUGCGAUACCAUCUGCUUUCCCCAGAAGACAGAGAAGAGUUAGUGGAAGGUACACGGCCCAGAAGAAAAAAACAUGAUUAUCGCAUUGCUUUGUUUGGAGGCUCACAGCCCCAGUCCUGCAGAUAUUUUAAUCCAAAGGAUUACAGCUGGACAGACAUCCGAUGUCCCUUUGAAAAGCGCAGGGAUGCAGCUUGUGUCUUCUGGGACAACGUAGUUUAUAUUUUGGGUGGUUCCCAGCUCUUCCCUAUAAAGCGAAUGGACUGCUACAAUGUGGUGAAGGAUAGCUGGUAUUCCAAGCUAGGACCUCCAACACCUCGAGAUAGCCUUGCAGCCUGUGCUGCUGAGGGCAAAAUUUAUACAUCUGGUGGUUCAGAAGUGGGAAAUUCUGCACUGUAUUUAUUUGAAUGCUACGACACAAGAACAGAAAGCUGGCACACAAAGCCCAGCAUGCUGACUCAGCGAUGCAGCCAUGGGAUGGUAGAAGCAAAUGGUCUCAUUUACGUAUGUGGAGGAAGCUUGGGAAACAAUGUUUCUGGAAGGGUCCUAAAUUCCUGUGAAGUUUAUGAUCCAGCCACUGAAACGUGGACUGAACUCUGUCCAAUGAUUGAAGCCAGAAAGAAUCAUGGACUGGUGUUUGUAAAGGACAAAAUAUUUGCUGUGGGUGGACAAAAUGGCUUAGGUGGCCUUGAUAAUGUAGAAUAUUAUGAUAUCAAGAUGAAUGAAUGGAAGAUGGUGUCUCCAAUGCCAUGGAAAGGUGUAACAGUGAAGUGUGCUGCUGUGGGAUCUAUAGUCUAUGUCCUGGCUGGUUUUCAGGGUGUUGGUCGAUUAGGGCACAUUCUUGAAUAUAAUACUGAAACAGACAAGUGGAUAGCCAAUUCCAAAGUCCGUGCUUUCCCAGUGACAAGUUGUUUAAUCUGUGUUGUAGACACUUGUGGGGCAAAUGAAGAAACUUUAGAAACCUGAAGACCUGUAGGAGACGCUUAGACAUUCUUCAAGGACUUGUGGAAAGAUGACUAUUGGUGCUUUGCUUCCAUGUUUUACUGAAUCUUGUUAAAUUGAGUAAUAUGAAAAACUGAGAUGCAGUCUUUAGAUUUGUAUAUACAGCAUAUUGUGUAACAUGGAUUUUGUCAUGCCCAUUUUCUUGUCUGUUUUAAGAGAUGGGGAUGUGUUUUGAGAAUCCACUUACCUAGCUGACAUCAUACGGCAUCUUCCUUUUAAAAGGACUCUGUGUGGCCUUGUUAAAAUAGACCCAGUCCAAUUAUAUAGAACUCAAAGCAUUUGAUGAAGAUAGGAUUUCUGGUUAAACGACACUUUAUGGAGCUCAGUUGCAGAUAUUCUUCGUGUAAUAAAGGUGAGUAAAUGCAGCUUGGGUCAUGAGAAAUACAAGCAAAAGUUUUUCUCAUUUAUACCUACCUGCAGAAACCUUACUAGAAUGCAAUGAAGAUUUUCCUCAGGAAAGACCAAGGACAGCAGUGUAAUAAAUAUUCCCAUGUUGAAUGGGAAUAGGUUAUACAGUUCCCUAGAUUAUGAUAGCUGCCCUCUUCCAGUGACUUUCUUCCAUCAUUUGCAUGACUGCAUAUAAUUUUUUAAAGUUAGGCUGGCCGUAUAUAUAGAUUAGAGAAACACUUUGCUAGUAACAUCUUUGGCAUUUUGGGGAGCUUUCAUAGAAGAACUCUCAUUUUUUUGUUACGCUGAGGUAGGGGCAUGGUGGGGGAAGUCUACAAUAAUUGUGCACUAUAAUUAGCAAGUUGGAAAUUUGGGAUUAAUACUGAAUAUAUUUUGCCAGGCAUCAGACUGUACAUAUUGUGGAUGCCAGACCAUUAGUAAAGAUGGUAAUGGCAAUGGGAAGGCGAAGUCAAUACAACAAAUGUAUUGAUUUUCUUCUUGAGAGUGACUGUUUUUAAAAUGGCAUGAACCAAGUCAUUAAAGAUACUUUAUAGAAGUCUU
Messenger RNA from Calypte anna (Anna's hummingbird), 3038 nucleotides. It is a transcript of the gene KLHL7, whose product is annotated as kelch like family member 7. The record is from RefSeq and is a predicted model, not a curated record. Gene Ontology annotation, cellular component: Cul3-RING ubiquitin ligase complex. Gene Ontology annotation, biological process: protein ubiquitination. Gene Ontology annotation, molecular function: protein binding. The coding region runs from base 294 to 2054 and encodes 586 amino acids. The transcript is spliced from 11 exons. NCBI's taxonomy places the organism in Eukaryota, Metazoa, Chordata, Aves, Apodiformes, Trochilidae.